This is a messenger RNA of Clupea harengus (Atlantic herring), 5403 nucleotides long. It is a transcript of the gene pxnb, whose product is annotated as paxillin b. The record is from RefSeq and is a predicted model, not a curated record. Gene Ontology annotation, biological process: substrate adhesion-dependent cell spreading; transforming growth factor beta receptor signaling pathway; endothelial cell migration. The transcript has 15 exons. The coding region runs from base 133 to 3741 and encodes 1202 amino acids. Lineage: Eukaryota; Metazoa; Chordata; Actinopteri; Clupeiformes; Clupeidae.
UGCGCAGCCCUGCAAACAAACUUCAGACAGACGCGACAGAAGCGACCUCAGCUCGGAGACUCGCGCAGGGCUGAAUAGGGGCAGGAGCAUUGUGGAAAACUGUUACUAGCGCGUGGAACGCUUUGAAAAGGCAUGGACGAUUUAGACGCCCUCCUGGCGGACCUUGAGUCCUCUACUGCCCACAUCUCCAAGUUUCCCGCCUUCCUGCAGGAAGAGACGCCCUACUCCUUCCCCAGUGGCGGGCGGAGCCUCAGGGAUGACCCCACGCCCCCGCCGGUGCCCCCUCCUCCCUCUGCUGAGGCGCUGAACGGAACGGUGCUCUGCCCCCCCGACUCCACCUGCUCCCCCGACUCCCUCUGCCCCACCGACUCCCUCUACUCCUCCCAGCAGUCUCUGGGCUCGAUCCAGAAGAGCAGCACAUGGUCUCAGGGCAGCACUAGCCCUCCCCCGUCCCAUAUAGAAGAGGACCACAUCUACAGUUUCCCCAAUAAGCAGAAGUCGUCUGAUUCCUCCGCUGCAGCGAUGACCACGGCUCUGGGCAGUAACCUGUCCGAGCUGGACCGCCUGCUUCUGGAGCUCAACGCUGUACAGAACACACCUGGGUUUCCCACUGAUGAUGAAGAGGCGCCCCCCCUGCCUGAGUGUACACUCUACUCCUAUGAACAGGACAAUGGGGGGACCCCAGGGAUCACCCUAACCCCUGCUGGUCUGGACCCCCCCCUGCAGAACGGCUUCGGAGGCGUACAGAGGGGCAGUAGCCUGGGCAAGCUGGAGUGUGUUGUGCCCUCUCCAGUACCCAGCCCUAUAGCCCUCCACAGUGAGUUGAUGGACAGCCAGUUGGACACACCCUCUCAGCAGCAGGCCAGAAUCUCUGCCACCUCAGCGACUCGAGAGCUAGACGAGCUCAUGGCCUGCCUGUCUGACUUUAAGCCCGCCUCUCAGGGCUCCCCCUCCUCAGAGCUGCACUUCGAUCAGAAACCCUUUAGUCCUCCAGCUAUCCCAUCAGCCCCUGCGGUCUACAGCCUCCCCCCACACCUCUCCUGUGACUCCCCCCUCCCCUCCUCGUCGGGGGGCGUAACCCUGGAGCUGCACAUAGAGGAGGACGGGGUGGACCCCUCCCUCCAGCCCCAGGCCGGCGCCCCUCUCCUGAAGCCCAGCUCAGAGCUCUCCCUGUCGGCCGCGGCCUCCUCCCUCAGCCCCCCGAGCUCCGGCUCCUCCUCCACCUCCCCCUCCAGCUCUCGUCUCACCCCAGACACCAUCAUCGACGUGUCGGCCUCCAUGCUCAGCUCACGCACCACCGACACGCUCGUGGUGCUCUCCCAGACGGCCCACAGCCCCCCCAAAACCAGCACCCCCUCCCCGGCCUCCUCCAGUCCCCAGCUGAAACUUGAACCCCUCGGCUUUCUCUCCACCCCUUCCUCCAGCCCCGCCACUAAGUCCCCCAGUCCCGUUCCCUCCCUGAAGAGGCCCUCACCCUCCCCAGAGCGAAGGAGCCCGCUGGUCCUCCCCGCGGUCAACGGCCUCUCCUCUUUCCCUCACAUUGACUCCCCUCUCUCCACCUCCUCCAAAAGCCUCACCCCUCCCUUCUCAAAGUCUCCCGCUCCCGCACCCCCCUCUGCAGCUCCCGUCAGUGAGUCUCCUGUCCCCCCCCCCCUCUCUGUCCCUCAGGCUUUCUCUUUCUCUUCACUCCCCUCCUCUAAAGCUCCCUAUAAAAGCUACAACCCUCCAGAGGAGUCCCCUAAAGCGACCGCCCAACCCCAGCCACCUGCAGCCUUGGUGGGGGCCGGGGAGACCCAGGCCUCCCUGGACGAGGCCCUGGACAAGCUGCUGUCUAUGAGUUUCACCCCCAAACCGGAGAGCGAGGCUCUGCUGUCGUUCGCGCAAGCAUCGGCGCUGAGCGCGGAACCUCUGCAGGAAGUGUUCGAGGAGCCCAUAGUGUCGAUGGACCGCAGGGACGUGCGGCCGGACACGCAGACGGAGUCGGACUACCAGUCGGACGGGCGCAGCGACCUGGACUGGGCCGAGAUGGAGCUGAAGAUGGUGUACGAAGGCACGGACGGGUCCAUGACGCCCAUGACGGAGGCCAGCUGGAUGGACGAGUCCCUCACCCCGUCGACCUGCCCCGGCACCCCAGACGCCCAGAUGGGCGACAUGCCCCUCAUGCACCCCUUCGCACUGGACCGCGUCUCCGCCUCCGGACAUAUCAAGUCUGUGAUCAGGCGUACGAAGGAGUCGCCCAACGUGCACCCCAUGAACCGGGAGAACCACCCGCGCCGCAAGGGGGGCCCCCUCAUCUACCACAAGAGCAACUCCCAGGACCGGCUCAUCGAGGAGCUGCAGGGCAAGCUGGGGAUCAGCCGCAAAGAGCGGCCGCGCAAGAACCCUGACGACUGGCUCACGGAGGGCGUGAUCGUCAUGAACAACCCCAAACGCUCACGAGAGGGCCCGGAUGGGGAGAAGAUUAUCAUUCCUCCUGAGUCUCCUCUCCCACAGCGGAAGGUCAUCCCUCCCCCAGUCUCUCCCCCCGCCCCCCGCCGCGAGGAGCCGAGAAGACCCCCCCCAGUCAAGGAGGCCCCGCCGCCUCUCCCCCCACCUGCCCCCUCCCCUCCCCCUCCGCAGACCCCUGCUCCAGCACCACCACCCCCUCCGCAGGAACCUGCUCCUGCACCCCUCGUUAAGAACCUCCCUCCCCCGCUCCCCUCCCCUCCGGUCCGGCGGAGAUCCCCGUCCCCCCCGCCUGCCCCGACUCCUGUGCCCGUGGCGGUCCCUGUCCCCAAACCCACCCCGCGCCCUCCACCGGUGCAGGCUCCUCCACCUGCAGUGCCCACCCCUCCUACCCCACCUGCCCCAAAAAGGCUGGUGUCGGUCGGGAGCCAGACGGAGUACGACCCUCUCUUCCCUCCCAUGCAGGCGUGGAGCUCAAUCAUGGCCCAGGGGAAGGGCUCUAACCUGCAGGGCAACAAGCUGGACUCCAUGCUGGGCAGCCUGCAGUCAGACCUCAACAAGCUGGGAGUGCAGACUGUGGCCAAGGGCACGUGUGGGGCCUGCUGCAAGCCCAUCAUUGGCCAGUUAGUGACAGCCAUGGGUCGCACGUGGCACCCGGAGCACUUUGUGUGCACACACUGUCAGGAGGAGAUUGGUUCCAGAAACUUCUUUGAGCGUGACGGGCUGCCCUACUGUGAGAGAGACUACCAUCACCUCUUCUCCCCACGCUGUUACUACUGUAACGGACCCAUCCUGGAUAAAGUGGUAACUGCCCUGGAGCGAACAUGGCAUCCAGAGCAUUUCUUCUGCGCACACUGUGGCUCUUUCUUUGGUCCCGAAGGUUUCCAUGAGAAGGAUGGGAAGGCGUACUGUCGGAAGGACUACUUUGACCUGUUUGCACCCAAGUGCGGGGGCUGUGCCCGCGCCAUCCUGGACAACUACAUCUCAGCGCUGAGCUGCCUCUGGCAUCCCGAGUGUUUCGUCUGCAGGGAGUGCUUCACCCCCUUCGUCAAUGGGAGUUUCUUCGAGCACGACGGCCAGCCGUUCUGCGAGAUGCACUACCACGAGCGGCGCGGCUCGCUCUGCUCCGGCUGCCAGAAGCCCAUCACGGGCCGCUGCAUCAGCGCCAUGGGCAAGAAGUUCCACCCCGAGCACUUCGUCUGCGCCUUCUGCCUCAAGCAGCUGAACAAAGGCACUUUCAAGGAGCAGAACGACAAGCCCUACUGCCAGGGCUGCUUCGUCAAGCUCUUCAGCUAGAACCCACCACUGCAUGGACCUGUGUUAGCCUGUGUGUGUGUGUGUGUGUGUGUGUGUGUGUGUGUGUGGAUGUGUGUGAAUGUGUCUGUGUGCGCGUGUGCAGGCGUGUGCCGUGACGUGACUGUGAUGACAAUUGCUGUAGGCAUGACUGCAUGUCGUUUCAGGAUGUGAUUGUUUUGAAGAGGUUUAGUAUCUUCAACAAACAAUAGGAAGUUGUGAUGAGGAGGUGGUUGUUCAGGUAACGUUUCCAGUCAGAAUCGAUCUGUGGUCUUUGCUUUCUGACUGCAUUUUCUAUUGAUUGCCCAGGAAGGUUUUGAUAAUGAGAGGAUAUUCAUAGAUGAACAAUGUAGAAAUGUAAGUUACAAUAUGAAAGGUUUGAUGCUCACUGGCUGAGUCUAACUUCUAUGAACUUCUAGAGAGUUCUAUGAGAGUUCUAGAGAACUUCUAUGAGUCUGAGUUUUUAUGAGUGGAGUUUGUGGUUUGUGAUGGAUUGUCCUUUUGGUAAACCAGUGCUUAAAGGUUUUUAAAAAUUCACAUUAGUGUUGGAAACUAGCUGAUAAAAAAGGGUUAUGAAUCCAGCCCUGACACAACCUGUUAAUCAUCCAAAUCUAAAACAAUAUUUGAUGUAUUAAUAUGACAGAAUAGCAAUUGGAGUGUACACCAUUAUUAACAUGAAUCAGACAUUCAUGUGUAGAGAAAUGUAUAUACACUAUACAGUAACGCCACUACUGGUAGUCACCUUGGAUAGGGGACAUAGUCGGAGUCGUAGAGGAGGAACACAGAACCAGUCUGAGGGCUUGGAUAUGAGCCCCAUAGCACAGAAACAGGUGUUCACUUCAGGACUAAGAAUGUGAACAUAUGAGAUUAUGAAGAAUAACAAUAUGGUGGGAAACGUUUGUUCCUUCACCAUAGAAACAGGUGUUAGUUCCUUCACCAUAGAAACAGGUGUUCACUUCAGGACUAAGAAUGUGAACAUAUGAGAUUAUGAAGAAUAACAAUAUGGUGGGAAACGUUUGUUCCUUCACCAUAGAAACAGGUGUUAGUUCCUUCACCAUAGAAACAGGUGUUUUCAGGAUUCAGUCUGCAGACAAAGUCUGGAGAUCUUUUUUCCACUAUAUUUUUGUACUGCUUUACUACUUUCUAAUAACCACUCAAACUAUGAUGACAUCUUCCACUUGUUUCUUGUAACACUGAUGCAUUUAAAUGACUGUAUCAUCAAUAUAUUUGUGUUCUUUUUCUAUCAGUCUCACAGGUAACAUACUGCAAAACUAAAACUGCUGUUUAGUUGAAAGAUUUUCAUCACUGAUACGUUUUUUCUUGUUUUGUUUAGUUGUUUUGUGUUUUUCGAGUGCAAGUCUUAAUAAUGUUGAGUGUUGUUGAAAACCUCCCAGGAGCGUGUGUGGUAUGGCUGUUUGUGAAAGCCAAUGUAUGUAACAAAACAUUAAUCGACACGAAUCUCUAAUAUAAAUCUUAAAGCCGCACCAAAAAAUUGAGUGAAAUACAUGCAAUCUUCCAAAUUGUGCAUUUAAUUUGCUAGUAUUUUAAAGGCAUCACUUGCUAUAUUUAUUUUCAUCUUGUGAAGUGUUUCUGAUGGUCAGUUUUUCAGUCUGUUUUCAGGUCACAUGUAUUAAAAGCACAAAUAAAGUCAAUUUUGCUACCUUG